UCUCUUUCAAACAGAAGAAAACCAUCCUUUAUCCAUGGCUGCUAGUUUAAGCUUUAUCGUCGGUGUUAUCGGCAAUAUAAUCUCCUUACUAGUUUUCACAUCACCCUUAUCAACAUUUCGAAAAAUAGUGAAGAACAAGUCAACAGAUAACUACAAAGGCCAUCCAUACAUAACAACACUUUUAAGCACAAGUUUAUGGACUUUUUACGGGCUUCUCAAGCCUGAUAUGCUCGUUAUAUCGGUUAAUGGGGUUGGUGCUGUUUUACAAUUCAUUUACGUGACUCUCUUCAUCGUUUAUGCCCCACGAAAUGUCAAGUUUAAGUCAUUGAAACUUGUUGGAGCAUUGAAUGUUGCCUUUAUGGGUUCGGUUAUAGCAGUUACUCUUUUUGCGUUUCAUGGCAAUUUGCGCGUAACAUUUGUUGGAUUCUUGUGUUCGGCAAUGACUAUAGGCAUGUAUGCCGCGCCUAUGACUGUUAUGAGGACUGUGGUGAAGACGAAGAGCGUUGAGUAUAUGCCGUUCUUACUCUCAUUCUUCUUGUUCCUUAAUGCGAGUAUUUGGUCUGUUUAUGCGGUUCUAGUCAAAGAUUAUUUCAUUGGAGUGCCUAAUUGUAUAGGGUUUAUAUUGGGAUCAACUCAGCUUAUCCUUUACUCAAUCUACAAGAACAAAUCAUCAAAAUCCGAGGAAGACAAAGAGAGCGAUGGCUCAGCCAACCUUGUUAGAGGAACGGUUGAGAUGAAAGGUCUCAAAGAGAUCGGUUAUGCUAAACACGAAAACCCUAACCUUCACAAGGAAAUGAGUUUGCCUAAACCUACAAUCUCGAAACAACUCAGCUUGAAAAAACUAGUAAAGUCAUUAUCUUUCAAUGUUCCUGAUCAUUACUCAAAUUUAUCUCGUGACAUUGAAAAUGGAGAUGUAAAAGGAAGCCAGUAUUGAUUUACUAAGGGCUUAUGUAUAGUGAAAUUAUAUGUACAAUUAUUC
This is a messenger RNA of Impatiens glandulifera, 979 nucleotides long. Its product is annotated as bidirectional sugar transporter SWEET16-like. Gene Ontology annotation, biological process: carbohydrate transport. Bases 35 to 934 code for a protein of 299 amino acids. NCBI's taxonomy places the organism in Eukaryota, Viridiplantae, Streptophyta, Magnoliopsida, Ericales, Balsaminaceae. Gene Ontology annotation, cellular component: membrane. Gene Ontology annotation, molecular function: sugar transmembrane transporter activity. The record is from RefSeq and is a predicted model, not a curated record. The transcript is spliced from 5 exons.